GUGGGACAGCGUGACUGAAGCCCCCGUUUAAAACAGUGAGCGCCUCCAUCGUCCACAUGACAAUACAGCGCAGGCAUGGCCACCUCCAGUCUCAACUCUAUCAGGGUCAGAUUGUACUUUGAUUAUCCUCCUCCCGCGACGCCUGAAUGUCGGAUGUGUUGGUUGCUGGUGGAUUUAAACAAAUGCCGAGUUGUUGCAGAUCUCUCCAGCAUCAUAAAAGAAAAGCUCGGCUACAGCCGUAGGACUAUUUUAGACUUGUUUAUUGAGGAUUGCUACCUGCCUUCCACAGAAAGUGUUUAUAUCGUACGUGAUAAUGACGGUAUAAGGGUGAAGGUAUCCAGUCCUGUUUAUAUUAAUGGAGAAGAGGCUUACCAGAGCUGUGAAGCACAAAACUCAAAGACCAAGAAAAGAGGGAGAGAGGAUGAGACGCAGAUCUGUGAAGGUCUAACUAAAAAAAAGAAGCAUGCAGAUGCGCAAAUCAAUAACUCUGCUCCAGUAGAAGAUCCCAAGAAGAAGAAGAAGAAGAAGAAAGAGGUGAAAGAGUCAUCCACCAAACCUGCCACCCCUCAAAAGAACAUUGAAACCCCCUCUUCUACUAAAAACAACAGAGAAAGCACUUUUGCUGUCCCUGCCAGUGACAAAACAACUCGUACAAAGACUCGCCAACCAACGUCAAGUUCUUCGGACAGCAGCGAGGACGAGUCUCACAAUAAGGCUCCUCCACCAAAACCUAAACCCAAGCAGAAAGACGCUGCCAAAAAGCCACGGAAAGAAAGCACAUCGUCGGAUUCGUCGUCUUCAGAUGACACAGAGAAAACCAAAAGCAACGUUCCUGCACCGCCACUUCCUGUUACUCCUAAACUAUCUAGCACAACCUCAAAACAUCCGCUUCAGACCCCACAACGUAGCGAGAGCCCCACAGAUUCCUCCUCCUCCUCCUCAUCGUCACCCACUCAAGUCAAACCUACAGCUAAAAAAUCACAAGUAGCUACUCCGCCCUCCUCAACUACAAUUCAGUCCGUCUCAUCUUCUGUGUCUCAAAAGCCCCAGGAUGAGGCCGAGAGCUCAGACUCGGACGCCAGUGAAAUAGAGCUUGUGAUUAAGAAGCCAAACCUGCACGGAAUGGGAUUGAGAAUUGCUGGUGUGAGCCCCGGGUUUAAUGAGGCAGCAGGCAGGGACCGAGGAAACACAAGAGGCCAGGAGAGAGGCAGAGGUCGAGGAGCGAACCGAGGCAGUGGGAGAGGAGGUUUUGGUAGAGCCAAGGGCACACCAUGGAAACAGGACUUUCAUUUCAGCUAUGAAAAUGGCGAGCGGCAGAAACAGAACGAUUCUCUGACUAAUGAAAGCUUUAUUCUGCAGAAUCCACCUGAAAUAGCUCCCAAACGGGACUACGCAGCUCUACCCUUGCUGGCAGCUCCUCCUGCAGUGGGCCAGAAAAUUGCCUUUAAGCUUUUGGAGCUGACCGAGAACUACACACCAGAGGUGUCUGAUUAUAAAGAAGGGAAGAUUAUUGCAUUCAAUCCUCAAACCAAAGUGAUGGAGCUUGAACUUUUCUCUCAACCUCAAGCUCCAGCUGAGCCUGGCAAGUUUGACCUGGUGUAUCAGAACUCUGAUGGAUCUGAGAGAGUGGAGUAUGCCGUCACACAUGGUUCACAGCUGACUGAGCGCUGGGAUUCUCUUCUGGAGCCCCGGCUCAUUGUGGAGAAUGUUGGAUGAUGGUCAUACAAAACGUGUUACCUGAGCCAGACCUAUACGGACAGCCUUUUUAUUUUAAUGCUGUUUUGCUGAAACAGCUCAUUUCCAUACAAUUGUAUUAACUUUUUUUUUUUUAUUCCCAAUGUCAGUUAAAUAAAUAGUUUUUU
Molecule: messenger RNA, 1862 nt
Organism: Carassius carassius (crucian carp)
Lineage: Eukaryota; Metazoa; Chordata; Actinopteri; Cypriniformes; Cyprinidae
Product: coilin-like
Exons: 7
Coding region: 76-1716 (546 amino acids)
Biological process (GO): spliceosomal snRNP assembly
Cellular component (GO): Cajal body
Molecular function (GO): U2 snRNA binding; U1 snRNA binding
Source: RefSeq, a predicted model, not a curated record